UCAUAACAACAGGCACACGGACCAGAAGAAGAGGAAGAUACACUAUAGUCUAUCAUUCUGUAAAGUAAGGAUUAUAGGCAAAAUCAUGAGUCACUCCUCAUAUCGCACCUCUUAUCAGCGCACUUUUGGGGCGCCUGCCUAUAGCCCAGUGUCCAGUCGCGUAGGAGGCCGUUACAUCUCCUCCUCCACACCCGCCCGCUCUGUGGACUUCAGGAGCCGCUCCAGCGCUCCGGGCCCCCGGCUCUCUUAUGAUAAAGUGGACUUCUCUCUGGCAGAGGCCGUCAACCAGGAGUUCCUGACCACACGCAGCAACGAGAAACGAGAACUGCAGGAACUCAACGACCGCUUCGCCAGCUUCAUCGAGAAGGUGCGGUAUCUGGAGCAGCAGAACUCGAAGCUGACUCUGGAGUUGGGUCAGUUUAAGGAGCAGCAGCAGGGGCCGUCGGGACGGGUCAACGAGCUGUGCCAGCAGGAGAUGAGAGAGAUGCGCAGACAGAUGGAGCUCAUGGGCAACGAUCGAGACCAGAUGCAGGUGGAGAGAGACAACCUGGCCGAAGAUGUGGCCCUGCUCAAGCAGAGGUUAAAUGAGGAGAUGCAGAAAAGACAGGAAGCUGAAAAUAACCUGACUCUCUUUCGUAAGGAUGUGGAUAGUGCUACACUUGCCCGUCUGGAACUGGAGAGGAAGAUUGAGUCUCUGAUGGACGAGAUCGAGUUCCUCAAGAAGAUGCAUGAUGAGGAAAUUCAGGAUGUGCAUGUGAGCGUUCAGAAUCAGCAGCUGAAGAUGGAGGUGAUAGAGACGACCAGCCGGCCUGAUCUGACCGCCGCGCUUCGGGACAUCAGAGCUCAGUACGAGACCAUCGCCUCCAAGAACAUGCAUGAGUCUGAGGACUGGUACAAGUCCAAGUUUGCAGACCUGACCGAUUCAGCCAAGCGUAAUGCUGAGGCAAUGAGACAGGCUAAACAAGAGACCAAUGACCUGAGGAGGCAGAUCCAAGCCCAGAACUACGACAUUGACUCUCUCAAGAGCACUAACGAGGCUCUAUCGAGGCAGAUGAGAGAAAUGGAAGAGCAGUUCGCCGGAGAGGCUGGAAACUAUCAAGAUACUGUGGGGCGUCUAGAAGAGGAGAUACAGCGCCUGAAGGAGGAGAUGUCACGCCAUCUGCGGGAAUACCAGGAUCUGCUCAACGUCAAGAUGGCCCUGGACAUCGAGAUCGCCACCUACAGGAAGCUUCUGGAGGGAGAGGAAAACCGAAUUACGGUUCCUAUCAUGAAAAUGCCUUCGAUGAGUGGUGGACAGUUCAGUGGUGAUUAUGGUCAAUUUUCUGAUCCUGGACCUGGAAAGAAAGUCCUAAUCAAGACUGUGGAGAUUCGUGAUGGAGAGGUGAGGUACUCCAUCAGCAGAUCUAGUGAUUCUAAUGAAGUGCUACAACAAUAAAAGAGACUGUUUCAUAUUAUUCACAUUUUACUUAUGUUUAAUGUUACAUCUCUCUACAUUAAAUGGUUUUGUUUUGUUUGUUAAAUGUAUAUUUGCAGAAACACACACAGCAACAUAGUGUCGGCCCACAUCUGGAAUCCACACGCACCAGAUGUGGGCCUGAUCUGGGCCGACACUAUGUUGCUGUCUGGGAAACAUCUGAUUGAUUCAUUUGCUCAUUGCUCAGGUGAAAGAAUCUACAAAGGAAAAGAACCGAGAUGAGAAGAAAGAUUCACACGAUCAAGGAGAUUAGAGCGUCUAGAUAAAAAAAAACAAAAAAUGCUUGAGUUAUUGAUUGUGUGUUGCAAUUUUUAAAGGACUCUAAGAGUAACAUUUAGAGUGAUGCUUAUAGUGAAUAAUCAGCAAAUGUUUGACUCAGUAUUGUGUAUACGAUGGUGCUAUUAACAUGUAUGUGCAUAACAUGACUGCCUUAUCUGAAUAAAUCAUGUGUGUAGACUUAAUGUCACUAACUCUGGAUAUCCAACAAACAUCAGAAACAAUAUUUCAGAAGUUCACGUGUCAAUAUAAUCUUCAAAUAAAAGAAUGUAAUGUGAAUGUAAA
Messenger RNA from Rhinichthys klamathensis goyatoka, 2035 nucleotides. RefSeq names its product peripherin (gene prph). NCBI's taxonomy places the organism in Eukaryota, Metazoa, Chordata, Actinopteri, Cypriniformes, Leuciscidae. The record is from RefSeq and is a predicted model, not a curated record. The transcript is spliced from 8 exons. Gene Ontology annotation, cellular component: plasma membrane; type III intermediate filament; axon. The coding region runs from base 86 to 1435 and encodes 449 amino acids.